UUGCUGGACAACAUAACAUUCAACACGUGAAAUCACAGUCAAACAAAAAACACAACAUUUCACAAUGGGCUUACCACAACAACCCGCGGAUGGCGCGCCCACGACCAGCAGCGUCCCCACUUCAGCCAGCGAACUUCCUCCUGCUGCUCUCGAGCUAGCAGGCAAAUUAUUUGACUUUGCACGACAAGGCAAGACGGAUGAGUUGGCACAAUAUGUCAGCGCUGGCAUUCCGCCAAACCUCACAAAUUCCAAGGGCGAUACCCUGCUCAUGCUAGCAGCUUACCAUGGACAAGCCGAGACAACAAAGAUGCUGCUAGACAAGGGUGCGGACCCGAAUGUGUUGAACGACCGAGGUCAGAGUCCCAUCGCCGGUGCCGUGUUCAAGGGUUCGGAUGAUGUUGUCAAGCUACUCUUCGAAAGGAAGGCGGAUGUAUAUGCAGGACAACCCAAUGCUGUGGACAGCGCGCACAUGUUCCGGAAAGAGGACUAUCUCACACUUUUUGGCGUGGAACAGCAACAAUAAAUGCUCAACGAGCUCACAAGCCUUUCAUGCGGACUGUGAUUGCAGGAGCUGAACGUGAAAGCCGAGGAACCGUUUAAGCCGCUGCUUUCGAUAUCGACCAGAGACUCCAAGCAGGAUUCGCUUCUAUCAAGCUGUGGAGUCCGCAAUGAACGUUAUCUUCGAGAUGGCUGGCAUGUGUGCAGUGAGACGUGGACGAACCAGAGCGAAGGUAGCAUGUGCAUGGGAGACAUGGAGGAUUCACAAGGCGCUAUCUAUCAACGCCUGCAGCGGCAUCCCACAGCACCAAUGCUCAUCAGUACACUGUACUACACACUUCACUCGGUCUUGCACGAGCAAGCUCAGCAAUCACAAGCAAUAUCAUACCAGUGAAGCCUAAUAAUACUCACUUUU
Molecule: messenger RNA, 913 nt
Organism: Aureobasidium pullulans EXF-150
Lineage: Eukaryota; Fungi; Ascomycota; Dothideomycetes; Dothideales; Saccotheciaceae
Product: ankyrin
Exons: 2
Coding region: 65-523 (152 amino acids)
Biological process (GO): RNA processing
Molecular function (GO): protein binding; RNA binding; RNA nuclease activity
Source: RefSeq, a predicted model, not a curated record